This is a messenger RNA of Durio zibethinus, 1987 nucleotides long. Its product is annotated as Tetratricopeptide repeat (TPR)-like superfamily protein. Gene Ontology annotation, cellular component: mitochondrion. The record is from RefSeq and is a predicted model, not a curated record. Gene Ontology annotation, molecular function: protein binding. NCBI's taxonomy places the organism in Eukaryota, Viridiplantae, Streptophyta, Magnoliopsida, Malvales, Malvaceae.
GAUUUUUUCUUUUUGUCCAUGGCGAAUCACUCGAUUUUCUGUAAUCUCAAACGCAAUGGAGGCAAUAAGCUUGCGAUCGGCACAUGGCGGAGGCUGAUAAGUUCUGUUGAGUCCCCGAAUUACGCGGUGGAGGGCCCUGUAAAAACUGCUUCUGCUAGUAGCAAGGAAAGUUUAAAGAGGAGAAUUUUGAGGCUGAAAUCACCAACGGCAAGUGCAACCAGGGUGCUUCAAAAUUGGGUGGAUUCGGGUCAUAAGGUUGACAAUUCGGAGCUCCGAUUAAUUCCCAACAUUCUCCUCAAAUCUAGGCGCUACAAUCAGGCCCUCGAGAUUUUGACAUGGAAGGAAACACAAAAAGGUUUAAAGAUGUCAGCUGCUGAUCAUGCCUGUAAAGUGGAAUUGCUCAUCAAGACGGGUGAUUUAACAGCGGCUGAAGAAUAUUUCAAUCGUUUACCCAACACUGCUUCACAGAAAGCGGCUUGUCUCCCUCUUCUCAAUGGUUUUGUAAAAGAAAGGAACACUGAAAAAGCCGAGUCUUUCAUGAGUAAACUGGCUGCUUUGGGGCUGACCCUCACCCCCCAUCCAUUUACUGAAAUGAUGAAGCUGUACAUGGCGACAUCUAAGUAUGAAAAAGUACCUCUGGUUAUUGAGCAAAUGACACGAAACAAAAUACGCAAAAAUGUUCUAUCCUACAACCUUUGGAUGGAUGCUUGUGCUCAAUUAUCUGGGGUUGCAGAAGCAGAGGCCGUUUGUGCAGAAAUGCUGAGGGAUGAGAAUGUCAAAGUGGGGUGGAGCACGAUGUCUACCUUAGCUAAUAUUUAUACCAAUUCAGGUCUUGUUGAGAAAGCAGUUGUUGCCCUCACAACUGCAGAAUCAAAGCUGUCUGCAAGUAAGCGCUUGGGUUAUAUGUUCCUCAUGACUCAAUAUACAUCUUUGAACAAUAAGGGUGAGGUUCUUCGGCUUUGGGAAGCCAGUAAAGCAGUGGGUGGGAGAAUGACUUGUGCCAAUUAUACGUGCAUAUUGUCGUGCUUGGUUAAGCUAGGUGAUCUUUUUCAAGCUGAGAGGGUGUUUAUGGAAUGGGAGUCCAACUCCCUGAAGUAUGAUAUCAGAGUCUCUAAUGUCCUUUUGGGUGCAUACAUGCGGAAUGGAUGGGUGGACAAAGCUGAGUCACUGCAUCUCCGCUCAUUGGAGAAAGGUGGGUGUCCCAAUUACAAGACGUGGGAAAUUCUAACGGAGGGGUGGUUGAGAAGCAAUAACAUGGUAAAGGCCAUCAAUGCUAUGAAGAAAGGUUUCACUAUGCUAAAAGAUUGUCAUUGGAGACCAUCGCAACACAUUCUUGUGGCCAUUGCUGAAUACUUCGAGAAGCAGGGGAAUUUGGAAGAGGCAAACAACUUUAUUAGAGAUAUUCAGCGUAUGGGUCUUGCAAGUUCACCAAUUUAUAAAUCAUUGCUUAGAAUCCACCUUCAGGCUAAGAGACCAGCUCAUGAUAUCCUUGAAAUGAUGGAUACUGAUAAACUUGAGAUGGAUGAUGAAAUUUCGACCCUUGUUCAAGCUUUCGACAAGCAAGUAAAAUUGACUGCAGGGAUUAAUGCCACCAAUGCUUCCUAAUUUCAGCUGUUUUUGGGGAUGAAAGAGGUUCUAUUGUAAAGGAAAAAAGAUGACUUAUGGUCCCGAUUAAAAACUGCCCUUGAUUCGGCCCAGCUGGUUGUUACAUCUGAAGUAAAGGUGUUCAUUCUUGAUGAUAAUCAAAUUCUAUCGUCUUUUAAACAGAAAAAUGGAGUGCACAAGGGUCUGCAUAGCUGCUCUAGAUGGAUGCCGCUAGGGCCUUGUUCUGCAUUGAAACCAUUACAGCAGCCAUAAAAUUACAAGGUAUUUAAUUACCAUGUCUGGCCAUUAUUUUGGUUAAACUGCUAUUUACAUUUGCAACUUUGUAACCAAAAGGAGUACAAUACAAUGCUAGUAAAUUUGAAAUUUAUCACAAUCGAUAUCU